AUGUCAGUCAUGUUACAAACACCUUCUAGGGCAUCGACGGCCUCGUCAUCCUCUUUCCAACCGAUUUCGCGUCAGAAUACCAUGUCUUCCUACGAGGGCUCGCGCUCGGCGCGACAGUCUAAGCGAAUGUCUAUGUCAGCCCUGUACCUAUCGAUGUCAGCAAACGAAUCCGAUCUGGAAAUCGAAGAUGACCUCGCCAAAGCUCAGAAAAUACUGCGGGAGCUGAAAUCCAAAAUUUCUUCACAAUCAAAAAAGAAUUUUGUUCUUGAGAAAGACGUUCGAUAUCUCGAUUCUCGAAUUGCUUUGCUCAUCCAAAACCGAAUGGCGCUGGAAGAGCAAAAUGAAGUAGCCAGCCAUCUUGAAGACGCUACCGAUUUACAAGAGGGCGCAUUUCCUAACGACGACAAAACGCAAAAGUACGGUAAUCUUAUGUUCUUGCUACAGUCUGAACCUAGGCAUAUCGCGCAUCUCUGCCGAUUGGUGUCUAUGUCGGAGAUCGACUCGCUCCUGCAGACAGUCAUGUUUACUAUAUAUGGAAACCAAUAUGAGAGCCGAGAAGAACAUCUCUUAUUGACCAUGUUCCAAUCUGUCUUAACCUAUCAAUUCGAUACGACCCCUGAAUAUUCAUCACUCCUCCGAGCGAACACUCCGGUUUCUCGUAUGAUGACUACCUACACUAGGCGUGGGCCAGGGCAGAGUUUCUUGCGAUCCGUAUUGGCGGACAGAAUCAACAGCCUAAUCGAGUUAACAGAUUUAGAUUUGGAAAUCAACCCGCUAAAAGUCUAUGAACGCAUGUGCCAGCAGAUCGAAGAGGAUACCGGCAGCCUCCCACCAUCACUUCCUAGGGGUAUCACUGGCGAACAAGCGGCCGAAAAUCCUCAAGUGCAGAAAAUCAUCGAACCACGUUUGACGAUGCUGACUGAAAUUGCCAACGGUUUCCUACAGACAAUCAUCGACGGGCUCGAGGAGGCUCCGUAUGGAAUUCGAUGGAUAUGUAAACAGAUUCGGAGUCUCACCAAACGAAAAUAUCCCGACGCGAACGAUCAGGUCAUCUGCACCUUGAUCGGUGGUUUUUUCUUCUUGCGUUUCAUCAAUCCUGCGAUUGUUACGCCAAAAUCGUACAUGCUCAUCGACGGGGUGCCAUCUGAUCGACCACGGCGAACUCUGACAUUGGUCGCUAAGAUGCUACAGAACCUGGCUAAUAAGCCAUCGUAUGCAAAGGAACCGUACAUGGCGAAAUUGCAGCCAUUCAUCCAACAGAACAAGGAUCGCGUCAACAAGUUCAUGUUGGAUCUCUGUGAAGUCCAAGAUUUUUAUGAGAGUCUAGAGAUGGAUAACUAUGUGGCACUGUCGAAGAAGGACCUAGAGCUUUCUAUCACACUGAACGAAAUUUACGCCAUGCACUCCUUGAUCGAGAAGCAUAGUGGGGAACUCUGUAAGGACGAAAACUCACACUUAUCUCAAAUCAUAUCGGAAUUAGGCCACGCGCCCGCACAGGUACCUCGGAAGGAGAAUAGGGCCAUAAACCUUCCUCUGUUCAGCCGAUGGGAGACGGCCAUUGACGAUCUGACAGCCGCUCUGGAUAUUACUCAGGAGGAAGUCUACUUCAUGGAAGCCAAGUCCAUCUUCGUACAAGUUAUGCGUUCUAUUCCCGCAACCAGUUCGGUUGCUCGACGGCCCUUGCGUCUGGAGAGGAUUGCGGAUGCGGCAGCUACGUCAAGAAAUGACGCAGUGAUGGUCCGGAAAGGUAUCCGUGCCAUGGAACUACUUAGCCAACUCCAGGAGAUGAAGGUGAUCGAUAAAUCCGACCAGUUUAGCUUAUUGAGAGACGAGGUCGAGCAGGAGUUACAGCACCUAGGCUCCUUGAAAGACGGUGUUAUUGCCGAAACAGCUAAGCUCGAAGAAGUAUACAAGACCAUUAGAGAUCACAACUCGUACCUUGUGGGCCAACUCGAGACAUAUAAGAGUUACCUUCAUAAUGUACGAAGUCAAUCCGAAGGCACGAGACGAAAGCAGCAAAAGCAACAAGUUCUUGGCCCGUACAAAUUUACCCACCAGCAACUAGAAAAAGAAGGUGUCAUACAGAAGAGCAAUGUCCCCGACAAUAGGAGAGCUAACAUCUAUUUCAAUUUCACGAGUCCUUUACCGGGAACUUUUGUCAUUUCCCUGCAUUACAAAGGGCGCAACCGUGGUCUGUUAGAACUCGACUUGAAGCUCGACGACCUUCUGGAAAUGCAGAAGGAUAAUCAAGACGACUUGGAUCUGGAAUACGUGCAGUUCAACGUCACAAAGGUACUGGCCUUGCUAAACAAGCGCUUUGCCAGGAAGAAAGGCUGGUGA
Messenger RNA from Daldinia caldariorum, 2340 nucleotides. Its product is annotated as GTPase. Gene Ontology annotation, cellular component: cell cortex. The coding region runs from base 1 to 2340 and encodes 779 amino acids. Gene Ontology annotation, molecular function: GTPase activator activity; protein binding. The record is from RefSeq and is a predicted model, not a curated record. Lineage: Eukaryota; Fungi; Ascomycota; Sordariomycetes; Xylariales; Hypoxylaceae. The transcript has 5 exons. Gene Ontology annotation, biological process: regulation of GTPase activity; regulation of actin cytoskeleton organization.